Molecule: messenger RNA, 858 nt
Organism: Prorocentrum cordatum
Lineage: Eukaryota; Dinophyceae; Prorocentrales; Prorocentraceae
Source: the annotation of a GenBank genome assembly
AUGUUGGGCAGCGGGCGAGGACCUCGGUCCGGUGCCUCUCUCCAAGCGGCCAUCAAGCGACAUGGGACCAGAAACGAGUGGAGUGCAGCGCUUCACUUGUUUCGCGAAACCGUUUCGCAUUAUGCGAAACCUGACCUCGUCCAGUACAUGGCGGUUAUUGGCGCGUGCGGAAGAGGCCAGCAGUGGCAGCAGGCGCUGUCGCUGCUCAGCGAGACUUGGAAGGCGGAGCUGGAGCCAGACGUCAUCAUCUACAGCCUUGGGAUUAGCGCGUGCGAGAAAAGCAGGGAGUGGCAGCAGGCAUUGUCGCUGCUUCGCGAGAUGUCGACGUUGAGGUUGGAGGCAAAUGCUUUCAGCUACGGUGCUGGAAUCAGCGCGUGUGGGAAAGGCGGAAAUUGGAAACAGGCUGUGUCGCUGAUCUUCGAGAUGUGGGAAGGGAGAGUGGAAACCAAUGUAAUUUGCUACAGCGCUGGGAUCAGCUCGUGCGAAAAAGGCGGGCAGUGGCAACAGGCGUUGUCGUUGCUCGGCGCGAUGCGGGAGGCGGAGCUGGAGCCGGACGCCAUCAUCUACAGCGCAGGGAUCAGCGCGUGCGAGAAGGGCGGAGAAUGGAGACAGGCUUUGUGCUGGUUCGCCGACAUGCGGACGGCGGAGCUGGAGCCCAACAUCAUCAGCUACAGCGCCGCGACCAGCGCGUGCGAGAAGAGCGGGCAGUGGGAGCAGGCGCUGUCUCUGCUGCUCGGGGCACGUGAGGCGAGUUUGGAGCCAGACGUCACUACAGUGCUUGGAUCAGCGCGUGCGAGAAAGGCAGGCAGUGGCAGCAGGCGCUGUCGCUGCUCAGGGAGAUGUGGGAGUCGGCGUUGA